AAGAAAAGCCCAGGGGCUUAAAUAAAUCCAUUGAAUUGUCCCAAUACAACCUUUGUGCAUAAACCACUCAAAGCUGCACGAGCUAUAUGUGAGAUCGGAUGAACAAGUCAAAAGGUCGGACAUUAGUUUGACGGGUGGAACUGAAAACAGUCAUAAAAAGAAUAGAAAAUGAUGCAGUAGAAAAGCCGAUGACGGCCUGAUAGUAGCAUGUUUUCACGGAAGCAGCCUGAUCCAACUGCAGACAGUCAUGACAGUACUGAUCUAUGCCUUCAAACUUAGAUUGACGGAUGAAAAUUCUAGUGACGUUAAAAUACUCGCACGUGCCGAGGAGAGCAUAUAAUCGUUUAAAAGAAGGAAAAAUGGUGAAGUUAACAAUAGAUUUAAUUGCACGAGGGACAUCGGGCUACACAAAGAAAAAACGAGAUGAAACAAUGCAUCAGUAUUUAAAAAGACUGACUCAUUUGUAUCUAGAAAAUAAAGGCAUAGAUGAAGUGGGAGAUGAUAUGUCACUAUGUAGGAAUCUGUCAGUGCUGUAUCUGUAUGAUAACCAGUUAACACACAUUCCAAGUCUUCACCAGAAUCAGCAUCUUACUAUGAUAUAUCUACAGAAUAACAAUAUCAGCAGGAUAGAGGGACUCGCGCACCUUAUACGCUUAACUAAACUAUAUUUAGGAGGGAAUGCUAUAACUGUGAUCGAAGGUUUAGAGAAACUGGACAGGUUACAAGAACUCCAUGUUGAAAAUCAAGCUCUCCCUCCUGGAGAAAAACUCUUAUUUGACCCCAGAUCAAUAAGGGCAAUUUCUGGUUCACUAAAAGUGCUUAAUGUCAGUGGCAAUAAUUUAGACAGUAUAAAAGACCUUGAGUGUUUAAAUCAGUUAUCACAUUUUCUUGCAAUAGACAACCAGUUAAAUGAUAUGAAAGAACUUGCACAUGUUCUCGGACAGUGGUAUUACCUUAAUCGUUUGGAUUUAAUGGGUAACCCCUUGUGUCACAAAGCAAAAUACCGGGACAGAGUGAUAGUGAUGGCUAAACAGUUAGAUACGUUAGAUGGUAAACAGAUCAGUGAGACAGCAAAACAGUUCUUGAAAAACUGGCAUGCAAAUAAAGAGACACAACGACAGAAGAGAGCAGAUCUGAUACGAAGAGGAACAUCUUUUAUAGAUGACUAUGCUGUUGGUGAAAGUGGAGACCUGCCACCAGUGAGGGAACCUGGGAGAAUGGGAACCAUUCCAGGAUACAUGAUGCCAGGUGCCAAUAAUAACUGUUUCUUGCCACAGAGAGAGAGGUAUAUCAGAGUAAUAAAAGAGAGAGUUUAUGAAAGUUUACCGAGAAAACAGUUUGACGAAUUGUUGGCCAGAACGUCCGCCCUUGCAGACACGGGGAUCCAGCGCUCGGCCCCGAUCAAGGCAAGGAGUGGCCUCUUAAGAUCCAAGUACAUUGACACUUCUCAUGGCAGUAAGACCAAUCUUUUCUCUGGAUCUGCCCCUCUUAGACGUCGGCCACUGAUGAGUGUUGCAUUUGAACUAAAUACAGAAACUUUGAACCAGACACAGCAUAUUCCACCUGACCUGUGGGAUAAUGUCAGAUGAACAGUUAGUCAUUGACACAACAAAAGAUCAAGCUUUUCAUGCAAGCUUUAAGACUUUAUAAUGUGAAACUUCAAACCAUGGGAUUUGCUUUUAGCUCUUAUGGGCCUUCAUAACCAAAACUGUAGUUUGAGCUUUUAAACCUUUACCCUGCUAAAUAUCUAUAAUUGACUGGUCCAUCAUUCAAUUUGGGCAGUACCAUUUAUCAUUUGAAUGGGUGUUUACUGAAAAUUUACUGACUGAAUAGCGAAAAGUGCAGACCAUGAUCAGACUGCAUGGAUGUGCAGGCUGAUCUUGGUCUGCACUGGUCGCAAAGGCAGAAUCACUUGCCGCCAGCAGGCUAAGGGGUUAAGAUUGAAUAAGCUUUUACAUAAGAGGCGACUAAUAGUGUCUUAACACUUGGUUUUGCUGUAACUCUGUGAUUCCAGCAGGUAUGCAAAUUUUGAUUCCAUACCUCAUGUUUUAUUUCGAUGUAAAUGAGAUAUGAAACCAAAAUUUGUAGUCCUGUUUGGCGCCACAUAACCUAUACUGUGUUGGUGUGCUGUAAAACCUAAAUAAAAUAAAAUAAAUUUACUGUGAUAAGAAGCAUUUUGUCAGCUUUGCGCUAUUUUUUUUUUUGUUCAGUUAUGUUAAAGAUAUUCAGUGCCCAUUUUUCACUAAAACAUUUUGUCACUUAUUUUCUUCAGAUGGAAAAAUCCUCAUCAAGUGCAUUUAAUUUACUAAAUAAUUAUAUAAAUUAAAUGUGUAUGUAGAACUUCAUUCAUGAUAAACUAACAUACAGGAGCUGUCAUUUGUUCAAAAAAACUUCCAGUCUUUUUCCAUGAUAGUACACAUUAACAUUGUGUUAAGCUGUACAUGCCUUAAAGUGUGUACUAGUUUAAACCUAAUGCACAGUACUGUUAAUACAAAUAUACUUUACAUAUACUAUAUGUAGGCAAUUGUUCAUAUUUUCAAAUGUGAAAUUUGGGUCCAGUAUACCUUUAACUAAAUAGUAAUGUACAGUGUUCUUAGCAAGUGUACGAAUCAAAAGACCUAACCUUGCAGUUAUCAUUUUAACCAGUUGUGUAAAUUCAUCGAUAUUGAAAAUUUACCAGCUAAUUGUUAAGAUUUGAAAAGAAAUAUUUUUUUUUGUGUUUUCAUAAAUGUCCGUCAUUCAAACAGUAGAAAUUUAAAAAAUAAUGCAAAUAUUAAAACGGCAGGUUAGUUUUUUUGAUCAAUGUACAUAUUUUGUCUCCAUAUUCUAUGAAAUAGUUUCGUCUUUGCAAAGUUUUAUGAACAAUAUUACCAGUUUGAUGCCAGAUGUCUUUAAGAGUUUGAGGUGUCAAGGUUUUUUAACUUAAAAGUGGCAUUAUGCGCAUCUUACUGCACAUAGUGUGUUUUUGGUGAAUGUUUUAUAAAAGCAAUUUUCGGUUGCUGUGCAUUUAAAUGUGUUAAAUUAGUAAUAGAAAGAGCAUUGAAACUCGAGGGUAAACGAUUUGUACGAGGGGGCGUAGCCCCCGAGUAUAAAUCGUUUACCCGAGAGUUUUAAUGUUCUUUCUGUUUUGUAUCAUAGCCAUCCAUAUAUGGUAGUUGUAGGCGUUCCACAUUGCCAUAUACAGCAGUUCAGUGAGUACUUAAAAUCCGUGCUUUACAAAUGUGUAAAGCCCAGGUAAAAUAAACCAAUGCUAGAGCAGAAAAUCAAUAAAAUACACGUCGCUGUCUACUGUUCCAGACAUGCUGGCAUACUUUCCUAUCCAACAGUGCGGUAACUAGAGUGCGGGUAUUAAAUACCUGCACACUUUUAGUUACCGCACCCUGUAGUCAGAGUAUACGAAUUACCUGCACCAAAUUUGUUAAGAAAAAACACCAAGCUAUGAUACAAAAGAUAAUACUGCAUGCAUAAGUAUUUGAAGUUGAUGGUUUAGAAAUAAAGAAAUCAGACUAAUAAAAUAAUAGUUCUUUUCUUCAGUCUUCUACCCAGUGAUCUCCCUUACCUAUAGGUAUGUUGAAGGGAAGCAACUCCUGCAUGCAGUUUGACUUUUCUCAAAAAGACUGCCCCAGUCAAAAUAAAAGUCGUAUUUGGAAAGUCAUUAUUUCGUACUGGUAACAGGAAGAGUUUGAUAUUUUGUGUUAAAAGCUAUAAUUUCCUCACACAUCUAUUUUAGCUGGAUUUUUAUGUGAAAAAUGCGCAUAAUUCCACUUUAAAGAAACUGAGAUGUAGUGAUCAGUUUAUGAUGGGCAUUUUUCAUAUAGAAUUAGACUUGUUGAAUUGAUAUCUGAAAUUACAUGAUCUUUUAUUUUGAUAAUGUGUGGUACAGUUUGAAAAAUUAGAAUAAGUUAGCGAAUGAUAUAAUUAUACUGAGUAUACAUUUGUAUUCUUUUGAUGAUAAUUUGAGCCGCGCCAUGAGAAAACCAACAUAGUGGGUUUGCGACCAGCAUGGAUCCAGACCAGCCUGCGCAUCCGCGCAGUCCGGUCAGGCUCCAUGCUGUUCGCUUUUAAAGCCUAUUGGAAUCGGAGAAACUGUUAGCGAACAGCAUGAUCCUGACCAGACUGCGCGGAUGCGCAGGCUGGUCUGGAUCCAUGCUGGUCGCAAAGCCACUAUGUUGGUCUUCCCAUGGCACGGCUCAUUUGUGUUUGCUGCUUAUAGGUGCUUAUAUUUGAUAUAGAAAUAUUUUAACUUGCCCCAAUCCAUUACUGAGAUGAAGUUGUGUAUCAUGGUAUUUCUUAUUUCAUUAAUUUCAGCUGAAUUUAAAACUUAUCGCUCCUGGUUACAUCAUCAAAUUAAUUAGUAACAAAACAUUACAAAAUGAGACAAAUAACAGAUACUGUAACACAAUAUAUGAGAAAAUUUGGAUUCAGUCUUUUAUGGGUCAUAUACUUUUCCAUGACUUACUAGAGUGACCUAUUCAUCUUGUCUUCAGAAAGGAUUCUGACCAAUGUCUAUUUAGCCUCUAUUUUUAUAUUGGAGCAAGGUGUUGUUUUUCUUUCUUUUUGUUUUAAACAGAAUUAGUCUCGCAGACAGUCAUGUUUGGUGGAUUGUGGCUUUUGUUCUUUGGGAAAUUUUAGUAUGUAAUAUUGAAAUGUAAAACUGAGUUUUGUAUAUAUUUACUAUAUGCUUCAAGUGUUUGUGGCCAUUUAAUGGUAUAUUUCACUAUUUUUUUGUCUGUCACGUAUCAUUACUGUACUUCAUAGGAAAAUGCGAGUUUUUGUCACAGUUCUUUGUUUCUUUGAAGGGUAAUGUAUUGUUGAGAAGUUGACAAAGGGUAAGAAUGUUUGUCAUUAUUCAUGAUGAGUCAGCAAAUUUUAUUUUGUAAAGUAUCUCUUGUUUAAAUGAAAGCAAUAUUUUUAAUUUUCAGUGUUUCUAAACUGCCGUUAUGGUUAUACAUUUCUUUUUCAAAAAUAGUUUUUGUUGGCAUAAAAACAAAUACCGGAUGGUCAAUGUUUUCUCACCAUUAAAGCAAAUUCUUUUUCAGAAUUAUUGUUUAGAACAUGAAUUAUUGUUUAGAACAUGAAUUAUAACAUGAAUUAUUGUUUAGAACAUGAAUUACAUCAUAGUCCCUGCUUCUGAAACAAAUGUUCUUAGAUAAAUUUUUAAUGAAUAAAAAUUCACAGGUGUCAAAUUAUGUAUAGAUUAUAUAAUUGGCAAAUUUAAGUACUGACCUUGUAUUUUUUGACAGUUUUGAUUUUUGUUUCAUACGGGAAGAAGUUUUUUUUUAAAGUUCUGUUACAAAAUUAGUGAUUUUUAUUGAGGUUUUAUUGUUCACAUAUACUCCAUAUAUCAGUAUUAAUGCUUCAAACAUGUACAUUUGAAAUUCUUUUGUUUUCUGUAUCACAGCUAAUGAUGUUAAUUUUGUACAGCUGUUUUCUAUUACACUUGUUUAAAAUAAUGUAUUUGUAGGAUACUGUGAAAUCAUUUAAUUAUUUAAUUUUGUUGGCAGAAAAUUUCAUGGUUUCUGCCAAAUAGGAUAAGCUUUGUUGUGAGGACAUAGUUUUUUUUUUAGCUAAAAGAAAUAUUUCAUCAAAUCAUUAGAGUUUAAUAUUGUGGGAUGAAGUAAGCACAGAAUCCACAAAAGGCCUGAAAUUGUUUGUUCAUCAUAAUCUGACCCCAUCACCCAUGAUAUUUUUGCAGUUUUGUAGCAAAAUUUUCAUAAAUUAGUAAACAGGGAGUUAAAAGGGGAAGUAUUGUAAAUGGACAAUGAAUUCCUUUAUGUUUUCUUUCAGUUAACCCUUACCCUGCUAUAUUUCUAUUAAAGAACUUGUCCAUCUUUCAAUUUGGACAGUACGAUUAACUGUUAAAAGGCUUAAUUGCUUACCACAAAGAUACUGACUGAAUGGCAAACAGUGCAGACCAUGAUCAGGCUAUAUGGAUGUGCAGACUUAUCUUGGUCUGCACUUGUCGCAAAGGCAGAAUGACUUACCGCCAGCAGGCUUAGGGUUAAGUAUAUCACAAACAAUUAAUGCCAAGUCGGUCUGUCACAGGUACUAAUGAUUUCACAGUAUAUGAAAAUAAAUGUGUUCACUUUUUAUUCAUGAAAGGUUUUUUAUUGCUGUUCUGUGAAGAAUUACACAUUUCAUUUAGAUCUAAAGUUUCAUGAAAACUGGAAGUAAAGCUCCACUUGUAUAGGAGAAGUGGACUUUGCAUUGCUUUAUUUAGGUCUAGCAAUAAUAGUUCAGAUUCAUUCAACAUUUUGUAAAGAAUAUAUAUGUACAUAAAGCAUAGUGUAACUUACAAGGUAAAUCUAAGCAAAACAUAAAAUACAAAUAUUUGAGGGGGCCUCUGUUGCUGAGUGGUUAAGGUCGCUGACUUCAAAUCACUUGCCCCUCACUGAUGUGGGUUCAAACCUCACGCAGGGCGUUGAAUUCUUCAUGUGAGGAAGCCAUCCAGCUGGCUUACAGAAGGUCGGUGGUUCUACCCAGAUGCUCUCUUGUGAUGAUGAUAGUGCACGGAGGGGCACCUGGGGUCUUCCUCCACUGUCAAAGCUUGAAAGUCGCCAUAUGACCUAUAGUUGUGUCGGUGCGACGUUAAGCCCAACAAAAAACAAAAAAAAUUUUUUUGAAGUCUAAUGACUUCACUGUUUCUCUAUAUCACUAGGCAGAGCUGUUUUGUAUAAUUGCAUAAUUGAAACGUCAGUUUAUCACAAGUGUUUGAAAUUAGGAAAAGGUAUACAGUAAAACUCAAUUCCAGCUAACUUGGUUAUAAGGAACUAAUUUUUCUGGCCUGUUUUUUUUUUUCCUUUAUUUUUUAUAUGAAAAUCACACUGAUAUAACAAACUUUAAAAUAAGAAUUAAAUCGUCAACAAGUCAAUAUGAACUCAUUUAUUAAUGAAUAUAAGUCCACCAUUACAACUUAAUUUUGAUAAAACAGCAAUUAAACACAUCAGCAAAUGCUCAUGUCACAGUUUUGCCAGUCCAGUUUGCCGAAUGGAUUUAUAGCAAACUUUGUUUGUUAUAUGGAUAUAGUGUACCUUGGAUAUAUCAGCAUUUUUUGGCGACCCUGACGAGUUCCUUAUAACUGAGUUGAUAUUAAAUAUAAAAUAAUAUUAAGUAAGUGAAUAAUUUAAAGUUAUACUGCAUAGUAUGUUUAUCUUAAUGGGCAGUGCUAAGGAUUUUCUGAAGUUGAAAGAUUGAACUAACCUACCAACUAUGGUUAGUUCUUUUUAUUGUUGUAUGCUUUAUUAUAAAUCAAAGUCAAAUUGGAGUAGAAUAAUGUGACUAGAAAUACAUAUUUGGUAAAUGAUUUUCUAAGAUUGGUAUUUUUUUGUAAGAGAAUGGUAGUGAUAUUUAUAGGUUACUAGUAUUAUAUUUGUAUUGAGAAAUAUGCAUGAGUUCUGAAGCGGAAAUAUUGCUUGACUUUAGGAGGGCAAUAUUAUUUCGCGAAAGAACGAGUGUAAUCUAAUAAUCUUUUUAUUACAAACGCAUCUACACUUAAAAUUAUUAUAUAAAUGAUAUAAAUCUGUUAUUAAGCCUGAGUGAAAUUGAAAAUAUUGUUGUUAAAGAACUUUUAAAGCCGACGACAUACAUGAAACUGACAUCACAAAUGAUGUCACACACCCAAUAUGAAAUUUGAACGUCAGUACGAAAUAAUACUAAUGUUUCAGAACUGAGGUUUUUAAAUGAGUAUGUAAUAAAACAUAAUUAUUCCAUAUUUUAUUGCAACAGUAUGGGCACAUACUGACUUUGUAUUCUGAUAUAUGUUCUAUUGCUUGGCAAUAUUUUACUUGAUUACAGUAGAUAGUUUAUUUUAAUUAUUUGUUUGAAAACAAAAAUCAAGCUAGCCUAGGUGUGAUUUAGAGAUGCUUGACCCGUGUGCAUACUUUUUACAGUGUUUUAACAAAAAAUAACUGCAUUUGCUCAAUUUCUUUAAAAAUUGUCUCAGAUCCAUGUUUAAUUUUAUUUCCAGUUGAUUUAUUCUAUAAUUUUAUUUAUUUGUUUAUGUAGUAUUUAUACAUUUGUAGAUUUAUUUGAUUAAUCUAAACAUUUAUUUCUAUGUGUAUUUUGAGAUCUGAGAAUAUAGUAAGCUGUUUUAACACUUGUUUUGAAAAACGAUACAUUGUACAUUGCUAAAGAUAUUGUGAUAGUUUAAUAUUUUGUUGUUAAUAUUUUCAAAGGUAUUGAUAGACUAGAAAUGUUAGGCUUAAUUGCUGUUGUAAAAUUAAAUAAAAAUGAUCAAAGUUCAUGCAAACAA
Molecule: messenger RNA, 8251 nt
Organism: Mercenaria mercenaria
Lineage: Eukaryota; Metazoa; Mollusca; Bivalvia; Venerida; Veneridae
Product: protein phosphatase 1 regulatory subunit 42-like
Exons: 11
Coding region: 288-1589 (433 amino acids)
Molecular function (GO): protein binding
Source: RefSeq, a predicted model, not a curated record